CUUUCUUUUAUGUUCCCUUUCUUCCUGUAUCUGGGAUCUCUGUGUCAUCUUCCUAUCGAUCGCCAUUGAUGGCGUCUUCAAGCUCCGGCAAUUACAUACCUGCGCCUGAGGCCGUGCAAGUUCUUGUGUCGUCUCUUGCGGAUGAGUCUCCCAUGGUCAGAGAAGCUUCUGCUGUUACUCUUAAAGAUAUAGCGGCUCUGAACCCACUUUUGGUUCUCGAUUGCUGCUCCACUGUCUCCCGUGGCGGCCGAAGAAAAUUUGGGAACAUAGCUGGAUUAUUUCAAGUUAUGUCUGUGGCAAUUCGAGCAUUGGAUAAAGAUGAUGUUGAUCCUCAGUACAUGGCAAAGCUUGCUAAAAUAGCAGUGGCUGAGAUCAUCUCCACUAAGGAACUUAAUGCUGAUUGGCAAAGAGCUGCAUCUGGUGUACUAGUUGCAUUAGGUUUACAUCUGCCUGAUCUUAUGAUGGAAGAAAUAUUUCUUCAUCUCUCUGGAUCUAAUUCAGCUAUUCCUGCCAUGGUUCAAAUACUCGCAGAUUUUGCUUCAUCCGAUGCUUUGCAGUUCACUCCACGACUCAAAGGUGUACUUACAAGAGUUCUGCCCAUUCUUGGAAACGUAAAAGAUAUUCACAAGCCAAUUUUCGCUAAUGCAUUCAAAUCUUGGUGUCAGGCCUGUUGGCAAUAUAAUGUCGAGUCGCCACUGUUUACAGCUGUAGAUGGUGAUGUUGUGUCCUUCCUCAACUCUGCAUUUGAGCUUCUAUUGAGAGUUUGGGCAACUUCACGGGAUCUCAAGGUCCGCAUAUCGACUAUUGAGGCAUUAGGCCAGAUGGUUGGCCUUGUUACCAGGACCCAACUGAAAUCAGCUUUACCAAGGCUUGUGCCCACUAUAUUGGAAUUGUAUAAGAAAGAUCACGAUGUUGCCUUUGUGGCUACAUGCAGUCUCCACUAUCUUUUGAAUGCUUCCUUACUUUCCGAAAGCGGUCCACCUUUACUUGACUUUGAAGAUCUUACUGUCAUAUUAUCGACACUUCUUCCGGUUGUUUGCAUCAAUAAUGACAGUAAACAACAUUCAGGUUUUUCAGUUGGACUGAAGAAAUGCCGGUUGAAAGAAGAACCUUUGACUUUUGGUGCCCUUUCUGUUCUCAAGCAUCUUUUACCUAGGUUGUCUGAAGUUUGGCAUGCUAAAAGGCCUUUGCUAGUUGAUGCGGUAAAAAGCUUGUUGGAUGAGGGUAAUUUGGCUGUCUGCAAGGCACUUUCUGAGUUAAUCGUUGUUAUGGCUUCGCACUGUUACUUGGUUGGUGCACCAGGAGAGUUAUUUGUGGAGUACUUGGUACGCCACUGUGCAAUGACAGAUGUGAACAGGGCAGAUAUUGAGACUUCAAAUGAUUUUGUUCGGUUGACUGGCUCCUUCAAUCCAUUCCUGCAAAGGAAACAAGAGAAUAUCACUUGUGAGUUGUCCCACAUCGUUUAUACAUGGAAAAUAGACCCACCUUAUAAGUCUAACGGGCUACUCCUCCUUCCACCAAUUGGUUUUGGGAUGGAACCCCACUUGGGCUUCAUAUGGGCUUUCCCUGUUUGUGCGCUUCAUCUGUGGUGCGCUUAUAAGUCUAUGGUAAAUGUUGGAGGUAUAUGUCCAACAGAUCUACGUGAAGUGUGUGAAAAAGGUCUUCUUUUGAUAACCGUCACCAUUCCUGAGAUGGAGCAUGUGCUUUGGCCAUUUUUGUUGAAAAUGAUCAUACCACGGGUUUACACUGGUGCAUUAGCAACGGUGUGCAGAUGCAUCUCAGAAUUAUGCAGAAAUAAACACACUCAAAGUGAUAUGAUCCUUUCCGAUUGUAAAGCACGUGCUGAUAUUCCAAAUCCUGAGGAUCUUUUUGCACGUCUUGUGGUGCUACUCCACAAUCCAUUGGCAAGGGAGCAGCUAGUGACUCAAAUUCUAUCCGUCCUGCUUCACUUGGCCUCUCUAUUUCCGAAGAAUAUCAUCUUAUUUUGGCAAGAUGAGAUUCCCAAAAUGAAGGCCUAUGUGAGUGAUCCAGAAGACCUAAAGCAAGAUCCAUUUUAUCAAGAAACUUGGGAUGACAUGGUUAUUAAUUUCGUUGCAGAAUCGUUGGAUGUGAUUCAGGAUGUUGAUUGGGUGAUUUCUCUAGGAAAUUCUUUUGCUAAACAAUAUGAACUUUAUUCAUCUGAUGAUGAGCAUGCUGCACUGCUUCACAGGUGUCUUGGUAUUUUGCUGCAGAAAGUACACGACAGGACCUAUGUUCGGGAUAAGAUUGAUUUAAUGUACAUGCAAGCUAACAUUGCUUUGCCGGUGAAUAGGCUUGGUUUGGCAAAGGCCAUGGGAUUGGUUGCUGCGUCCCACUUGGACACAGUUCUGGAUAAGCUAAAAGACAUUCUUGAUAAUAUUGGUGAUGGUAUCUUCCAAAGGAUUUUGUCAUUCUUUUCUGAUAGAGGCAAAAUGGAAGAAUCAGAUGAUGUUCAUGCCGCUUUGGCACUUAUGUAUGGGUAUGCUGCAAAAUAUGCCCCAUCAACAGUUAUUGAAGCCAGAAUAGAUGCACUUGUGGGUACCAAUAUGCUUUCACAUCUUCUUAAUGUACGGCAUCCUACAGCAAAGCAGGCAGUCAUCACGGCCAUUGAUUUACUAGGUCAAGCUGUCAUUGGCGCUGCUGAAAGUGGCACAUCAUUUCCGUUGAAAAGGAGAGAUGUACUUCUUGACUACAUAUUGACUUUAAUGGGUAGAGAUGAUGAAGAUGGGUUCUCUGAUUCUAACCUGGAGCUCCUGCACACUCAGUCCCUUGCUUUAAGUGCUUGUACUACUUUGGUAUCUGUGGAGCCAAAAUUGACCAUUGAAACGAGGAACCUUGUAUUGAAGGCUACUUUAGGGUUCUUUGGUUUACCAAAUGAACCGCCUGAUGUUAUCGAUGGUCUCAUACACAACCUUAUUACUCUUCUCUGUGCAAUCCUUGUUACAAGUGGAGAGGAUGGAAGAAGCCGAGCAGAACAGUUGCUGCAUAUCUUGAGACAGAUUGAUCCAUACGUUUCCUCCUCUGUUGAAUAUCAGAGAAAAAGAGGUUGUUUUGCAGCCUAUGAGAUGCUUCAUAAGUUUCGGACUGUAUGUGUUAGUGGAUACUGUUCACUUGGCUGCCAAGGAACUUGCACUCACAACAAAAGGAUAGACCGUGCUUCGACUUGCAAUUUUAGCAAUUUACCAUCUGCAUUUGUAUCACCAAGUCGUGAUGCUUUGUGUUUGGGGGAGAGGAUAAUGGUGUAUCUCCCACGCUGUGCAGAUACAAAUCCUGAAGUUAGAAAAACCUCUGCUCAGAUCCUUGAUUUAUUUUUCAGUAUAUCUCUUUCGUUACCGAAAUCUACACCUGGACUUGAUAUUGAACUGUGCUACAGUGCUCUGUCAGCUCUUGAGGAUGUUAUUGCCAUCUUGAGGAGUGAUGCAUCCCUUGAUCCGUCUGAGGUCUUUAACAGGGUUGUUUCCUCUGUAAGCAUAUUAUUCACUAAGGACGAGCUGGUAGCUGCUUUACACGCUUGCUCAGCAGCUAUAUGUGACAGGGUCAAACAGUCUGCUGAAGGUGCUAUUCAAGCUGUGAUUGAGUUCAUUACAGAGAGGGGUAGGGAGCUAAAUGAGGCCGAAAUCGCUAGGACGACCCAAUCUUUGCUUUCGGCUGCCAUUCAUGUUACUGAGAAGUACCUACGUCAAGAAACAUUUGGAGCUCUGGAAGUUAACUGUAGGAUCCAGGAAAGUUUCCUCAACUGUUUAAAGAUCUCUUCUCUUGCUGAGAGUACCAGCUCAAGAAUCGUUUUCGAUGAAGUGUUGGCUGCUGCUGAGAGAGAUAUAGCCACGAAAGAUGUGUCUAGAUUGCGUGGCGGCUGGCCAAUACAGGAUGUAUUUCAUACAGGCCGACUACUUAGUGUAGAGUGUAGAACCAGCUCCAUUGAAAAGGCACAUAUGGCUGUCUAUUUAUGCUUCUCCGUCUUCCUGUUGCAUGCUGAAUUGCUUGUCGAACCUCUGUGCCAUGCAUUUUCCCAGCAUGCAGUUCUUUCCUAUUCGUUUCUGGAGCAUGUAACCUCUAUCCUCAAUCAGACUCCUAUCGUUCAAGGUGAUUCUUGGAAGGGAGAGAAUGUCAGCAAUUUUGGUGAAAGCAUUGUAGAGGAUAAUCUAUAUCAUGCUGCUGUCAUAGCUCUUACUGCCUUCUUCAGAGGUGGAGGUAAAGUUGGAAAAAAAGCCGUGGAGCAAAAAUAUGGUUCUGUCCUUGCAACUCUUGUGCUUCACUUGGCAAGUUGUCAUAGUUUAUCUAGUUCUGGCCGGCAUGAACCAUUGCGCGCACAACUGGUUGCAUUUAAUGCAUUCUGUGAAUGUGUCGGUGAUCUGGAAAUGGGGAAGAUUCUGGCAAGAGACAGAGAACAAAGUGAGGAGGACACUUGGAUUGGUCUGAUUGGGGAUCUGGCUGGUUGCAUUUCCAUUAAAAGGCCAAAAGAGGUAUCUACGAUUUGUUUGAUUCUUUGUAAGUCACUGGAUAAAUCCCUAAGAUACUUGAGGGAAGCUGCAGCAGCUGCACUCUCCGAGUUCGUGCGCUUUAGUGAUAGUUUUGGUUCCUUGUUGGAGCAGAUGGUUGAAGGACUGACUCGACAUGUUUCCGAUGAUUCUCCAAAUGUUAGGCGCCUUUGUUUAAGAGGACUUGUGCAGAUGCCACUAGUCCAUGUUGUCCAGUUUAAUACGCAAAUUCUCAGCGUUAUAGUUGCUUUGCUUGAUGAUCCUGAUGAAUCAGUCCAGCUUACUGCUGUCUCUUGUUUGCUGACGGUUCUUGGAUCUUCUUCUGCUGCUGCAGUGGAGCCCGUUCUGCUUAGUCUUUCAGUUCGGCUUCGUAAUCUUCAAAUAUGCAUGAAUGGAAAAAUCCGGGCCAAUGCAUUUGCAGGAUUUGGAGCCUUAAGCAACUACGGGUUUGGGCUACAACGUGACGCGUUUCUUGAGCAGGUUCAUGUUGCUUUUCCACGCUUGGUGUUACAUCUCCACGAUGAUGAUCUUGGUGUGAGACGGGCUUGCCAGAGCACUUUUAAAUGCAUUGCUCCAUUGGUUGAGUUUGAUGGUAUGGUUGCUCUUGCCAGUACACAUCGAUUUGUUUCUGAUCAUAGAGGCGAUUAUGAGGACUUUCUGAGAGAUAUUGCAAGGCAAAUUACUCUGCAUAUGUCAUCCAGGAUUACUACAUACUUGGCAUCUAUUAUCCAGGCUUUCGAGGCUCCUUGGCCGGUAAUUCAAGCAAACGCCAUCUACUUGUGCAGCAGUAUAAUUUCUUUCUCAAGCGAUCAACAUAUUUCCGCCCUUUACCUCAGCCAGGUGUUUGGAAUGUUGAUUGGAAAGACUAGCCGUUCGACGGAUGCUAUUGUGAGAGCAACGGGCUCUUUGGCCCUUGGUUUGUUACUAAAAUCAGCCAAAUCAAGUUCUUGGAAAGCCGCCAGAUUGGAUCAAGUCGAUUUAAGUUUGAUGGGACGUGAAAUGGAAUCUUCUAGAAGGUUUUGAUGUAUCUGUGUUCGAUUAAAACUUUUUUUAUUUCAAUGACUGUGAAGAUCUGAGUGUUUAUAUAAUUUGUUCGACAAGUUUAUGUGCGUGUAUCGUGUAUAUUGGAGGUGUAAAGCAGUUCUAACUUGAGACAUGACAAUUGUUUGUAGCUUUGUAAUAUUGUCCUGUGCAGCAAGUAAGUGCUACCACUGUUUUCUUUUUGGACAUUCGUACUGUGUAUUCAGCAAAAUGACAAAUGCUCUUUACUAAUACUAAAUA
Molecule: messenger RNA, 5777 nt
Organism: Striga asiatica
Lineage: Eukaryota; Viridiplantae; Streptophyta; Magnoliopsida; Lamiales; Orobanchaceae
Source: the annotation of a GenBank genome assembly